AUGGAUUCGGAUCAGGGAAAGCUUUUCAUCGGUGGGAUUUCAUGGGAUACUAAUGAGGAGAAGCUGAAGGAGCAUUUCGGAAAUUAUGGUGAUGUUUUGAACACUUCAGUUAUGAGAGAGAAGAACACUGGCAAACCUAGAGGUUUUGGUUUCGUGGUUUUUUCAGAUCCUUCUGUUCUUGAUAGGGUUCUUGAAGACAAGCAUGUUAUUGACGGAAGAACGGUUGACGCUAAGAGGGCAUUCUCAAGAGAGGAUCAACCGAUUUCUGUCACUUCAAGAACUGGAAACUCUAAUUCUGGUUUGAGUUCAGAAUACUGGACGACCACGAGGAUUUGGGUAAAGCGUGCACUUCCAAAGGAUGCCAAUCCUGGUGCAAGUAGUCGAAUGAUGGGUGGUGCUGGAGGUGGUAGUGGCGGAAUGGGUGGUUAUCAAGGGUAUGGGGCUUCCGGUGGCAACCAAAAUGCAUAUGAUGGUCGUUCUGAUUCUAGUAGGUAUAUGCAGCCUCAAAGUGCUGCAGGUGGAUUCCCAACUUAUGGUUCCUCUGCUUAUAGUGCUGCUGGGUAUGGGUAUGGUUCGGCUAGCAAUGGCCUUGGUUAUGGUGCAGCAUAUGGAGGUUAUGGCGGUGCCACUGCUGGUUAUGGCGGACCUGCUGCCGCAACGUAUGGGAACCCAAAUGUUCCUAAUGCAGCUUAUGCUGGUGGUGGCCCAAGGAGUUCAUGGCCUGCUCAGGCUCCCUCUGGCUAUGGUUCUAUGGGUUAUGGAAACACUGCUCCUUGGGGUGCUCCAAGUGGUGGUGCUGGAUCUGGUUCAGCAACUGCAGGUCAAUCCCCCAGUGGAGCUGCUGGAUAUGGUAAUCAAGGUUAUGGGUAUGGUGGUUAUGGUGGCGGGUACGGUGCAAGUGAUAGUUCUUAUGGGAAUCCAGGUGUAUAUGGUGCUGUUGGUGGGCGUACUGGGAGUGCUCCAAGUAGUAAUGCUAGUGGUCAGAGUGGUAGUGAACUGCAAGGUAGUGGUGGAAGUGGCAACUAUAUGGGCAGCGGCUAUGGAGAUGCAAAUGGAAAUUCUGGUUAUGGAAAUGCAGCUUGGAGAUCUGAACAGGCUCAAGCAUCUGGUAAUUAUGGGACUCCUCAGGGAAAUGGUGGGCAAGUUGGUUAUGGUGGUGGCUAUGGUGGUGCUCAGACCCGACAAGCCCAACAACAGUAA
Vicia faba (fava bean) is the source of this 1200-nucleotide messenger RNA. Lineage: Eukaryota; Viridiplantae; Streptophyta; Magnoliopsida; Fabales; Fabaceae. The record is from the annotation of a GenBank genome assembly.